AUGUAUGGACUUUCAUCCUGCUUUGAGGAAGCAGUUUCUAAGAAGGAAUUCCAGGGUUUUUCUAUUGGUAACAUUUUUUUCACCCACCUUUUGUAUGCUGACGACUUAUUUGUUUUUGGUAAAGCUACUAUGGAUAAUGCUAAUACUCUUAACAAUAUUCUGUUGCUCUUUGCUGAGAAAUCUCAAGGCCCCAUAAAAUAUCUUGGUCUUCAUAUUCAUACCAAAAAGAUUCAUGUGGUUGAUUUUCAGCCCCUCAUUACAAAAAUUUUUGGGGCUCUUGAUGGCUGGAAAGCCAAGUCUUUGUCUUUGGCGGCCUUUAAAUCUGGUUUAAAAACUACUAUGGCACUUGCUCAGAGGGGAUUAAUGGUGGACAUGACUUGA
Messenger RNA from Dendrobium catenatum, 381 nucleotides. RefSeq lists its product as uncharacterized. Bases 1 to 381 code for a protein of 126 amino acids. The record is from RefSeq and is a predicted model, not a curated record. NCBI's taxonomy places the organism in Eukaryota, Viridiplantae, Streptophyta, Magnoliopsida, Asparagales, Orchidaceae. The transcript has 3 exons.